UUUCUGCGUACGUGGGGAAAUCUGUCAAGUGCUCGAUAUCGCGGUAAUUUGGUAAAGUCAGCUGACGCCAAGAUGCAAUUGCCCGUCGUUCGGGAACUGUAACGAGAUCGCUCGUAAUCGCGUGAAACUGCGGAAAAAAGUGUUCGUUCUCUUCGCGAGACGCGAAUCGAGUUGGGUGUGCGAAAAAUUUAUAUACACUUGAGUACACUCUAGAGAGCAAAGAAGGCCACCAUGCCGCUCAGUACUGAUAUAUCCACAGCGCUUCACUUGCUGGAGCAAGUACAGGAACGUGUGGAGGACGAUCCUAAACUGCAAAUGCACACGUCCCAAGACUUGAAGUCGUUGAUUUCACUAUUAGAGGAUCCUGUAUUUCGCAGCAUAGUUACAAUUCAGGAUUCUUUGAUCGAAUUGAACACUCAAUUGACACAUCAUCCAUCUAUCUUGCCUGGUGACUUUGACAUCAAUAUUAGUGGACAGCUGGAGCUCUCUGUUCCAAGUACUCCGGUACAGCCACUCGGACCAAACAUGUAUCAAGAUCUGUACCAGGACAGCAGCGAGCUAGAAGAUCAGAGAGUUCCCGUUGCUCCAUUACUGCAUAGCAGCAGUGAAGAUACGAGUGCACAGGUUACUAGUCCCAGUCUUGCUUCAGAAGUUAUGGGAAUGCCGCCUAUAACCACUCCUACUUAUGCAAAGGAGUUUAAGAAGGUCAUUGAGGCUGCUGCGAGAGGACGACAAAUAUUUACAGUACAGUUGUACAAACCAGAGGGAACCAGUUUGGGAUUCAGCGUAGUCGGACUUCGCAGUAAGGAUAAGGGCGAGCUUGGUAUAUUUCUACAGGAGAUACAACCAAACGGCAUCGCGGGUUGCGACGGUCGAUUGGUAGAAGGUGAUCAAAUAUUGGCGAUCGAUGGACAGCCUUUAGACUCGAACAUCUCUCAUGAACAGGCGAUCUCGAUUCUUCAAAAGGCCCGUGGUCUGGUUGAGUUAGUCGUAGCAAGAAGCACCCAAGACGUUGGGAGCUCUUUGCCAACGGAUGAAUUGUCCGGUGGUUCGAGUUCGACAGCGGCUGCAGGAGCAGCGUCGUCCAUCGUUGGCGGUGGCGGCGGUGCCGCUGCUGGGAACAACCAGACAAGUUCCGACAAGGAUCAAUCGGUGUCAGCGUCGUCCACCAUCGUUACACCGGGACCGACCCCGAAGUCAAGCCAACCGACCAGCACCACUUCGGCGGCGACCCCGACGCCCACGCAUACACCAACACCCACGCCGACCUCGACACCGAUACCUGGAGGCCUCGUUAUCGAAAGGAGUCCCUCCGCCGUCAGCGACGCCUCCAAGAGUGGCUCUGACAUGGUGUUGAAUACGGAAUGGGCUCAAGUUGAAGUGAUAAACCUCAUCAACGAUGGCAGCGGUCUUGGAUUCGGUAUUAUCGGCGGACGUAGCACCGGCGUCGUCGUCAAAACCAUUCUUCCAGGAGGUGUUGCCGAUCGCGAUAAUCGGCUCCAGAGCGGGGAUCACAUAUUGCAGAUCGGCGAUGUCAAUCUCCGCGGGAUGGGAAGCGAACAAGUUGCCGCGGUUUUACGACAAUCGGGCACUCACGUGCGGCUUGUUGUCGCACGACCUGUGGAGCCAACUUCCCCGGAUUAUCAGGCUCUCGGAAGUCACGCCCCGAUCGUCCCUACGAAAAUCCUGGGGGAUCCGGACGAGUUGGACAGACAUUUGGUGCACAGUGUACCGGAAAGCUACAAUAUGCGACAUGUGCAGGGGGGUGACACGAGCUACGACAACGGUUACAUGUACUCGCAGGAAUCCGACAUUGAAAUGCACGCAAGACCCGGUCUCAUCAUGGACGUGGUACGCAACCCAAUGCCAAUUGGAGCGAUGCCAGUUAUACCGGCGGUGCCACUUCCGGUGCAGCUCCAAGAUCUACCGGUGCUUACCAUGGAGCCCCUCGAUAUUAAUUCACUGCCAGAGAUGGAGCGCUUCACGGUCAAUCUUACGAAGGAUAUUUAUGGCCUUGGCAUCACUAUCGCUGGAUAUGUUUGCGAAAAAGAGGAGCUCUCUGGCAUUUUCGUUAAGAGCAUUAGCGAGGGUAGCGCGGCUGACUUAAGCAAAAUGAUCCAAAUAAACGAUCGUAUAGUGGAGGUGGACGGGCAUUCCCUGCAGGGUUACACUAAUCACGAGGCUGUCGAAGUGUUAAGGCGUACAGGGCAAACGGUGAACCUUUGCUUGGAGCGAUAUCUACGUGGACCAAAGUUCGAGCAGCUUCAGCAAGCGAUCGCCGCGAGCGAGUUGAGACUACCUCAGCCGAGUUCCCCGUCGAUUACGAGCCUACCUAGUUUUCCCAUGAGCGCGGAUGGAGAAACCACCACUGAAAUAGAACCCGAAGGCGAAUCUCAUACCACCGUUGACAGCGCGAUUCUGCAAGAAGGAGAACGUUUAAGAACAUCAGACGAGCAGGACGAGGCAACCAAUGUCGAAGCUUUGUUGAGCGAUCCAUCGAGCGAACUUACGCCUCAAAUUCGUGCGGCUAUUAAGGCGAAAUGGCAAAAGAUUGUCGGACCCGACACCGAGAUAGUGGUCGCUCAGCUGAAGAAAUUCGCCGAAGGGAGCGGUCUCGGGAUCAGUUUAGAGGGAACGGUCGACGUGGAGAAUGGCCAGGAAGUAAGGCCUCAUCACUAUAUACGUUCGAUCUUGCCGGAGGGCCCCGUUGGGCAGAACGGCACACUGCGCUCUGGCGAUGAGCUACUAGAGGUAAACGGCUACCGCUUAUUGGGUAUCAAUCACAUGGAAGUGGUUAGCGUGUUGAAAGAGUUACCUAUACACGUUCGUAUGGUUUGCGGAAGAAACAUCGCCUCGCAGGAUCCGCUUUGUCCCAUCGACACCGCUCAACACCAAGCCGCUUUUCAGACUAGAAGCAUCCUUGGCGGGUCUCUGCAGAACUUGUUACCUACAAUGGAUCGUCUCGUGAAAGCGAAGUCGGACGGUUCCUUGGCCUCGACAACGACCACGGCCACAGUGACCGACGCGAGUCUAAACAAAAUGAAAUCGCGCUCGUUGGAACCGCUGACCGGUCUGGCAAUGUGGAGUUCCGAGCCACAAAUUAUCGAAUUGGUUAAAGGAGAGAGGGGCCUUGGGUUCUCCAUUUUGGAUUAUCAGGAUCCAAUGAACCCCAACGAAACUGUGAUAGUAAUACGAUCGCUCGUGCCCGGCGGGGUGGCACAGGUCGAUGGGCAGUUAAUACCGGGCGAUCGGCUUCUGUUUGUGAACGACAUCGGAUUAGAGAACGCAACACUGGACCAGGCCGUGCAGGCCCUCAAAGGCGCCCCGAAAGGGACCGUUCGCAUCGGCGUGGCCAAGCCGCUGCCAAUACCAGAUAGUAUUGUCCAGCAGAAGGCGACACCGAAGAUGAAACGGAGCAAAAGUUUUCCCAAUGAGUGCGAGACGACCGACCGCGUAGCAGAGCUUGAGGACCUGCUUUCCUCGAGAUCAGGUUUGACUGAAACAUCAACAAACAAACCGGAGGUCGACGAAGACGAGGAGGAAGAGGAGGACCACUGGAAGGAUGCUUCCCCAGUGACGCCGAUUUGUAGUCCGGCACGGCCACCCCCCUUAGGAAAGCUUCGUCAUCGGGACAAACAAUCACCGACUAGAUACGUCGACAUCGAUAACGAUGUCGAAAUCAUUCACGAGUUCUAUCCCACCACAUCCAAAACGAUGCACGAAGAGACAAGCAUCGUGUCAUAUGGUGGCACGAUAAUCGUGGAAACGACGAGGAUACCGAGACACAUCAAAGACGUAGCACCAAGAAUGGAGAAGGUAGCGCCGAAGGUGAAAUUAAAGAAACAAUCGUCUCUGGAGUUAGAAUCGUCCCGCGUACCUCCUGUUCAGGAGGAACCGCUUUCCAGCGCAGAGAAAGCGUCCAGGAUCACCGCGACUACAAGAUCUCAGCGAGAAGUAGACGAGGAACGCAAGAAGACCUUGAAGCGUCAUAGCAGCGUGGAUUCCGAGGGACGUACGUCCACGUCGAAGGAGACGCUGGAGAAGUCGGACACGUCGUCGGAAAAGGGUGCUCGGAAAAAAGUAUUCACGGAAAAAGAAGACGGUAGGAAGCGAUCGAAAAAAUCGGGAAGAAGAUCUGUCAAAACCGAACAAAAAUUGGAAGAAGAUUCAGAGCGGAAUUUGGAAUCGCUAGAGAAGGAAGAGUUGAAGAAAAAGGACGGGGAGACUUAUCGCCGAUCGAGGGAAGAGAGAAAGAGCCUGAAGGAGGAGGAAUGUAUCGAGAGGGUGACAGAAUUCUUAACGAGGCACAGUAUACCGACUUAUUCUGACAUGAGCGUUAAUCUCGAAACGAUGGAAACCUCGGUUUCUGAAAACGUAGACGAGCAACGAGUCAAACGUCCAUCAGUUAUUAGCAAAGAUGGGGAGACUGCGAGCCCCUCAACGACAGUCGAACCGUCCAUCGUGUCUACAAAAAGAAAAGGGAGCCUGAAAAGUGUACCUGAAAUGACGAAAGAGACGAAGGAUUUUCUGGAGGACUCAAGAGUGAAGGACACUGAAGGAUCUUUGGAGAGCAAGAAGCAGCGGUCAACCUUGGAACGUGCCUCGGCAGUCGUUUCGGACGUUCAACAAACUGAACCGGCCGUUCAAAAGCCUGUGAAACGACCCAGUUCGAUGAGAAAAAGAAGAGACUCUUUUUCCAGAGAGUCCUCGAGAGAAUCGUUGUUGGAAGAGAAGAAGGGUGUCAGGAUUCAAGAAGACGUUCAGGAGAUAUUUUUCGAGGAUAUGAGUGAGCAAGUCGAUUUGUUGCCGGAAGUGCAGCUGGUGACCGCCAGAAUCAUCACUGCUGAAGAGGCAUCCGCGCUUCGCUUCGAAGAGGCAGUUACAAGAAUCGAGAUUCAUUCGCCGCCGGAAGUAGCCGUCGUUGCCGAAACAGUUAAAACGAAACUGACGCGGGCACCGUCACCGGAAAUUGUCGACGUGUCUUCGUUGCAGCUACCCACAUUGGCGAAAUCGACUUCGGAGAGCACUUUAACGGAGAAUAAGCCCGACGCCAACGAGGACCACAAGGUCUCCGUGAGAAACUUGAAACCGGAGAUCCUUUGGGAUUUGUCCAAGGUCUCCGAUAACGGCGAGGAGAUCGAAGAGACGGUCGAGGGCGACAGGGAUAUCAAGGAAAGGCGGCUCAGCAGAACCGGAAGCGAAGGCUCCAAGAGAUUGAUCAAGAGCCAAAAGCAGGAACAGUUCCCUUUCAAAAUUAGCAGUCUCGCGCAGCCAGAUAGACCGGAGCUGACGAUUCUACACGAAGGUCCGAUAGAGAAAGCGUCAAGUGUCGGAGAUAUUACGGGGAAGAUCGCAACGGAAGACGCGGAAAAAGAUGACAGUAUUACGAGCAUCCAAGUUCGACGUGAAUCCAAGGAAUCAGUCGGCGUUCCGAAGGACCUCGCGAUUCCCCCAAGCGAAGUUGCGACUCCAGCCCAGGAGCUUCAAAGAGAAAAGGAGCAAGAGGAACCAUCGUCGCGACAAGAGACCAAGGAGGACACAAAGGAGUCUCGUGAUUAUGGACAGACACCUUCGAGGGAGAAACGAUCGCCGUUGUUGGAAGAAUUAGUCUGUAAGCACGAGGAGGACAAUUUGAUCUGUAAGGAGCACUCUUUGGAAUAUCAGAGCCAGACGCUCGAAAGCCAAUCGGAUCACCUAUUCCACGAGGUGAUCACUUCCUCCUUGGAGGACCUAUUGAAAACAGUUCCCGAGAGUUGGACCCGUGAGGUUUACGAGGAGAGCCUCGACGAGGUCGAGCAUAGCUUCAAGGAAACACAGUAUUCGCCUAAGGAGAAACGCGACGUACAGACUCAGACCGUGCAGGAGUCGAAAGGCACGCAGUGCAGUCCCGAGCAGAGCGUGACGACUCCCUGUGACGAGGAACAGCCUAGUAUCAGCCCCUUCCACGUCAGUCGCAAAUACUUUCAAAGCCCGAAACGGGAAGUGCAGACGCAAACUCAGGGCGAGAACAAGAGCGUCCAGUGCUCGUUGGACGAUUUGGGUGAUCUCGCGAACGUCGCCGCGGGCAGUUCCAUCAGAUCGGAUCAGACGCAGGAAUCAAAAAGCGUCCAGUGCAUCCCGGAGGACCUCUCCGCGAGAUCGUUCGACAGAUCGAGAUCCUCCUCUCGGGAGGACGUCCUGCGCAGUCCGCGGCGCGAGGUCGAGGUACAGACUUAUCAAGAGUCGAAGGCAAUCCAAUGCAGCGACGACGAGCUGCUCGAGGCUGAUCAGAGCACCGAUCGUUCAGAUCGCCCGCAUCACAGCAGACCGGCCAGCUCGACGUCUAGGAAGACCGAGAGCUCGCCUUCGUCGAGUUCGAGUUCGCCACGCAAGUUCCCGACAGUCGUCUUCGUGGAGGGCAAGGGGGACAUGACCGUCACGCACAGGGAGCGCGAUGGCGACGUCACCUGGUCGAAGCACUGGGGCCCCGAAAGACUGGUGGAGAUAUAUAGGGAACCGAAAACCAGCUUAGGACUCAGCAUCGUUGGCGGGAAGGUCGAUCUACACAACGGCAGCUCCAGUAAGUCCCAGAAUAUCUCAGGGAUAUUCAUAAAGAAUGUGCUGCCAAACAGCCCGGCCGGUAGAACCGGCGGUCUCAAGAUCGGAGAUAGAAUAAUUGAGGUGGACGGCGUGGAUCUGCGACACAGUACGCACGAGCGUGCGGUGGAAGUUAUACAAGCCGCCGGAAAUCCUGUCUGCCUCGUCGUCCAGUCCUUGGUGCACCUGAGCCCGGAGCACGGCAGCGCCGUCCAAGAGGAAAGAGAUACCAAAGCCCGGAGGCAGACUGUCAAGAGUCAUACGUCGCCGUCUUCCGGCAUCAGCUCUGGAACGCCGACGGCCUCCUUUCGCCGUAAACCACCGCCAGUUUCGCCAGCGAGAUCCAUCACACCAGAAGUGAUACAGCCAGGACUUGAGGACGGUGACACUCAAAGCAGUUCGCGCGGAGAUUCCCAAAGACCAAGUUCGAAAAGUUCAGAUGGCUCAGCUUCCAGCUCACGAAGAUCCUCCAUGAAGAAGUCAAUUCGAAAAACAGCCCCUUCGCCCCCAGUGAAUCCGGGUAUCCUUCGCGAAGUCAGCGAGGAACGAGAGGACCACACCGCUGAACCCGCCACGAAGCCCAAGUACUCCUCGGACGAAAGCUCGGACGAUGAGGAGGAUACUCGCAUGCUGGAGGGCAACGUCUACACGAAGAGCGGCGUCGAGAUCUCGAGAAAAAGCGCCGGAAACGUGAGGCGCACGAAGGCGGAAAUCGAGGCGGAUCCGGAAGAAGAGGACGAGUUCGGUUAUACGGCCAACAAGGUACAGAAGAAGUAUCAGCAUCUCGGACAUAAAGUGCUGAUGGUUAUUCUCGAGAAGGACAGACGGGGAUUGGGUAUCUCCCUGGCAGGACAUAAGGACAGAAACCGAAUGGCGGUGUUUAUCUGCGGCCUCAAUCCGAAGGGUGCGGCUCAUAAAAACGGCGGGCUCCUCAUCGGCGACGAGAUAUUGGAGGUGAACGGUUGCGUAUUGCAAGGACGGUGUCAUUUGAACGCGUCCGCUCUCAUCAAAGGCAUAGCCGGCAAUCGCUUCAAGAUCAUCGUUUAUCGAAGAUCGAAGGCUGUCGAUGACAUCGCCGUAAAGCCGAUAGUUCAAUUUCCACCAACCUUGGAUGACAACUUUGCUUCAAGCUUCAGUAAGUACAAGGGAGUUCGCGAGAUACAAAUAAAGAAGAGUCCGUAUGGUCUAGGCAUAAUGAUCAUCGAAGGGAAACACUUGGCCGUGGGUCAGGGUAUCUUCGUGUCUGAUAUUCAAGACGGCAGUGCCGCAGAACAGGCUGGAUUGAAAAUGGGUGACAUGAUCCUGGCCGUUAAUUUGGAUAGUUUAAUAGGGCGCACGUACGAUGAGGCCACGGAGUUAUUGAAGAAAGCGCAAGGCGUCGUUGUGCUGACAGUUUGUAAUCCUAACGAGAAUAAAGUAGAACAAAAAGAGGAACAGAAAGAGAAAGAUAAAACUAAACUUGGAGGUGAAGCUGCUGAUGUUGCACAGAAGACGCCACAAAAGAGUGCAUCAGCAACUGCCAAAGAAGCGGAGAAACUGGCGGAAUCUGAGAAAAUCCGGCUGGAUCCGAAGACCUGUCAGAUUCCGGUCGGUCAGGAAGUGACGAUAGAAUUUCAGAAAGAGAAGGACCAGGUCGUAGGUAUCGUCAUCGCUGGUGGUUCUGAUACCCUCUGGAACGGGGUGUUUGUUCUGGAUGUAUUUCCCGAAGGCGCGGCCGGAAAGGACGGUCGGUUGAAACUCGGCGAUCAAAUUCUCAGUAUAGGCAGCGAAAGUUUCAAGCAGAUAGAGUCGCACAAAGCUCGUGAAACGAUGUUGAAGCUUACUUCAGGAACUAUCAUGAUGACGGUGUUGCGCCAUGAGAAACCAACCGAGGAGUACGAGGUCGAGAUACAGAAGAAGAGCGGUAGAGGUGCGGGCAUCUGUUUCGCCGCGUUUAGGAGCGGCAAAGGAGCUUACGUGACGGAGCUGAUGCCAGGCGGUCAGGCUAUCGAAACUGGCAAGAUCUGCAAGGGCGAUCACCUUAUAACAAUCAGCGGAUUGGACGUGCGCGAAGUUUCCUUCGACGAUAUCGCCUUUCAUCUGAAGAUAUCCAAUCCGUUGCAGCUGAAACUAGCUAGGUAUAAAUCCGCCAAACAAUGACAGGGUUCUGCGGGCGGAACUCUUAACGCGUGUCCCGACGUACGAAGAAGCAUCUACAGACACCGUGGAUUCUAGUGUGAUAUAUAGGUAAAAAAUAUGUCUUAAUAACCAUAAGUACCUUUGUUACGAGAGCCUCGUGCAGAAUCGCGCGUUUCGCUCUAUUAGUUACACGCCAGCGUCGCCAAUCGAUCUUGCCGUUCGAACUCGCGUGCAACACGAGAAGUGAAAAAUAGAACGAGAGCUCAGAUAAAGCACGAUAAAGCGCGACGAUUCAUAACGCAUGUGCAUCAUUUCGAGCCGGCGGAAAACUUUGUGGCCAACUCAAAGGGAAUCAAUCGUUGUCGCGCGCGAUUGACAGAUAGCCGAUUAAAAUACCGCGAAUUGAUCGAAUUCGUGUAAACGAUUCCGUCUGCCGAUGCUCAUGCUCGUGCAAGUAAUAGCUCCGAUAUACAACAUCUUAUCGUCUUAUAUACAUAUACAUAUACACACUAUAAUUAUAUGUUAUAAUUAUAUAGUGCGAAGUAAACACGUUAUCACCGAUAAUAACGAGGAGAAUAUCUCGUAGGACAGGCGUAAAUCGAUAAUAAUCUCGGCGAGUUUGUAUAUCAAGAAAAAUAUCGUUCAGAUCUAUUCUCUUCACUUGGAAGAGAUACGACGUCGCUCCCCUUGUAUCUUCAUACAAAACCGAACUCGCUUGUAUGUUUCGUACUACAACUUAUAUACUUAAGGCAAGCAAAUAAUAGAUGCGAUUAUAGCGCGCGUUUUUUCGGAUAUAUCCGUAAAAUGUUUCUUUUCUUUUUUUUUUUAAGAUAAGACUCUAGUCUCGUCCGCGAAGAUCGGCGUUUCUCGCCUUAAUUAUCGCUUUCGCUCGCGUCACGGCUGUUCCCAUUGUCAUGGCUGACGUUACAUAUUGUCGCAUACCGUAUUUUUUUCAAUAUUGAUAAGACAAGUACGAGAGAAUACGGUGUACGAGCUACGUCAAAAAAUAUACGCGCGUGUUGAGGAAACUUCAAGUAUAUAUAUAUAAUAUAUAUAUAUAUAUAUAUAUAUAUAUAUCCUUGUUAAAAAUAUUUUCCCAUUUAUCCAAGGAAUUCGCGUAGAAUAAGAUACACCGGUCGGCCACGUCCGUUUAAUAAAAUCGGUAGAUAGAUAACGAUUUUGUAACAUGUAGCUUAACUUAUAGAGUAAUAGAGACGGAAUGAGAUAUGAUACAUAGUGACAUAAAAUAUAUAUUAGGAUAACUCUAUCCGCGUGAUUUCUUAUGUCUUAAACGCGAUAGGACGUUCGCGUUUUAACUUCGACGUAACUCGCGCGCAGAUAUCGUUGACGACUCGUACAUCGGUAUAUCGUGUAUUUAUCGCCGAUAAGAUAGAGAAUACCGCCUAAAAAAUUUAUAGAGCUAAUAAAAGAAAUAAUGAGAGGAGCGCAUAGCUCUCCCCUUUAUAGCCUGACAAACGCGGGGAGCGGUCGCGUCGAACGUCGAGCGAGAUCACUUACAAUUAGCGAUAAGUGCGAGAUCAUCCCCGCAUCGAGAUCAUUCUCGCGCGAUCUCGCGCCGUAGCGUAAUUUAAACGCGAGACGUUUGCCAAUACCAACGGAUGGCGGAUCAUUCCGAGUGUUCAAGCGUUUUUUCUUUAUGCUCUGACGUUCGUCAAGUCACGACGGGUGACGCGUCGCAAAGCUAGACUGGCUUGUUGAGUACACAUAGUUAAACUAAAUCUACCGUAUAUAACUAGUCCUUAUAAAUAUUAUAUAUUAAUACGGAGAUUUUCAGAGCGUGUGCAAGAAGAAAAAACAAAUGCAAACAGAAAAAAAUAUAUAUAUGAGUAUAUAUAUAUAUAUAUACACGCGAAUAUAUAGAGAUAUAUAUAAAUAAUAUAGAAUCUAUAAUAGAAAUCGCAAAACGUAUGUUUAUUUAUCGAGUCGUUCGUAUCUCUCAUCGUAUGAAUGAUUGCAAGUUCUCGUGGAACGUUUUGCAUUUGAAUUUCGCAUAGUUUAUCGUAGCGAGAUGUUAAUAAAAACGUCGAUCCUGUCUCGGACGACCUGCCGAUGUCUCGAAAAUGAGUACCAUCAUCAGUAAAAUUGUUAGUCUACGGUUAUUAUUAUUAUUAUUAUUAUUAUUAUUAUUAUUAUUACAUAGUAUAUAGUAUAUUGUAACGAGUUAUAUAGAAGAAUAUUUUAAUUAUUCUAUAUUAUAAGAGAGAUGUAUUAUUGUAUACUGAAAUAUGAAUUUUCAGACAGCGGAGAAAAAUAGAGCAAACUUAAUGUAAGCAUGACGUUGAAAAUCGAAGUGAACGGUGUGCGGAGAAUGAUACCGAUGGGAAAGAUAUGAUUAGGUAAAGAUGCGUGUAGCAGACUUUUUAUUUUACCUCUUCAAAAUUAUUUUACAUUUAUUUAUGCAAAUUUUGCAAAACUACUUCUCUCUUUUUAUAUUUUUUAUAUUUAUUUCCUUCCCUUUUAUAAAAAAAUUUUAAUUUUUUAAUUUUCUCUUUUCAAACCAUUGCUUUCCAAUUUACAUAUAUUCCUUAACACAAGCUUAUAUAUACGCUUUCAUUUAUUAUAUGACUUAUCUUUAUUUAUUAUUUAUUAUAGUCUGGAGUUCUCUUUUUUCAUUAACAUAGGAAAAAUUCGUUGGAGCUUCUAAUUUAUUCGCACAGUUAUCUUAUUUCAAAAUUUUAUUAAAUUCAUUAGAAUUCAUAGCUGAUAAUGAUGUAAUUAUCGCAUUUCUGUACAAUGUUACAAAAUUGUCUUGGCACCGGAAAAUCGUUCGGAUUAUUGUCGCUCGUGUCUCUAUCAACGCAUCUUUAGGAUUAUAGGCGGGCCUUAGGGAUAAUGCGUCUAGCGUUAAAUGUGCGAAGGAAUGAAGUCCUGAAUAUCCACCGCGGAGAACCCCUGAUCUCGUUGUAUAUUUCCCGUCAUUGAGUUCAAAGUUGCGUUUCUCGAUCGUUAUUUCGAAAACGUUCAGUAUCAGAUUGCUGACAGCGCGAAAUCCAAUAUCUAUUCUCAGGACACACAGAGUUACGUUACAAGGGAGACUAACGGGAAAUUUUUGCUGUGGGCGGAAACACGAAUUGUUGGGAAAAGCGAAUCGAUUAUACGAUCGCCGAUGUUGCGUGUGAGUUUUCGGUCAGUGGGAAAUAAUUGAAAUAAUUCCAGCCGCAAUUCUGCUUUAGCUGUUCUUGGCGGGAAAAAAUAUGUUCAAAGUAUUUUUUCGUGAUCGUAUAAUUUAAUUUAAUUUUUACUUGAAUUAUAUUGUGAUUAAUGUAUCCACGUGUCGAGACGCAACUUUCAACUCGAAAACGGUUUAACGCGGACUACAAUGUGGAGGUGAGGGAGAGGGGGGGGGGGAUCCUUCAUAGUUACAGUUCUGUUCACAUAUACAUUAUAUAAUUGUACGAUUAUUGAUAACGUUACAUAUACGAGCGCGCGAUUGUAAAAUGGCUCGCGAAGAAAAUGACUCGUAGAUCAGCCAUCGUGAUCGAAUGGGACCUAAAUGCGUUACGCAAGAAAGUGAAUACAUAAAAGAUAUUCUUAUUAUUCUCUCUCGUGGAUCUUAAACGAAAUUAAAUUAAGCCGACGCCACUUUACAAUCAACGGCUCAUGAUUAUUGUCCUCAUUAUUGUUAUUAUGAUUAUUACAGUCGACGUCAUGAUCAUCGUAGCGCGGCACUACUGAGAGUAAGGAAGAAACUGAUUAUUAUAGAACAAGAAUAAAGUGUCACCGAGAUCUAUUAAAAACAUUAAUUGCAACGUUGUAGUA
Messenger RNA from Formica exsecta, 12474 nucleotides. Its product is annotated as inaD-like protein. Gene Ontology annotation, molecular function: ubiquitin-protein transferase activity; protein binding. The record is from RefSeq and is a predicted model, not a curated record. Lineage: Eukaryota; Metazoa; Arthropoda; Insecta; Hymenoptera; Formicidae. The transcript is spliced from 40 exons. The coding region runs from base 232 to 8715 and encodes 2827 amino acids.